AUGUCCAAACUUGUGAGGUUAGCUUUAGACUCCGCCAGAGAGAGUUUUCAAUGGCGACCCUAUGCAAAGGUUAAUGGGUCAUAUCCUAAGCUUUAUAGUGAAAAAGAAGAGUGGAUUCCUGUUGAUCACAACUUGAAUGAAGAAUUUGAGUCAUUUGCCCGAUGCUUGAGGCCAAGUGAGUUGGUUGGAAUAGACUGUAUAAAACAGUACCUACCGCAACGUGUAGCAAUGCAAUUUGGCAUGGAUCAAGAUGUGCCAGGCUUUGUUAUUCGAAACAAUGAGAGUCCUGAAAUUGCUUGGAGAAGUUACAAUGAGCCAAUGAAUGACAAAAUGUUAUAUAUUCCAUACAGACACUUCAAUGCAGGUGUUACAUUGCCAAACUUGGAGUGGUGGAAGCAAUCAAAAUUGGGUGAGCAAGAUGCAGUUAAGGGUGUUGCACAGCAUCAAAUAAGUUCAAAUGAUUCAAAAAGAUCAUCAAAGUGUUCAAUGGAGAGGAACAUAGAUGACAAUGAUUAUAUUCCUCCUCAUUCUCCUCCGAAUAGUAAACAGUUUGAAGCAAUGAACCCUGAUCAAGAGGAAAAUUUGACAGUGAAGGAACAAUUGAGAUCUUGUAAAAGAGAUGAGAACAGAAUGGUCGGGGAUGGCAAGCCUUUGUUAGUCGCUAAAUCUCAUGUUCCAUCACAAUCAACUGCAUAUGAUGGAAAAGUUAUAAAGACGGAGCCAUUAGCCGAAUUUGUUAAAGAUAUGCAAAGUGAACCAUUGGUAGGAGAAUCAAAAGGAGAUAUGGAAGAUUGGAAUGAGAGUAAAGAAGGGAGCCCGGAAUAUAAUGUAGAAGGUCUCAAUGUAAAUGAAGGAGAAAGCAGUAGAUCUUGUACUUUUGAGUUACCAGGAUCAAACCUGGAAGCUCGGAUUAGCCAGCUUGAGAAAGUGGUUUCUAAGCUAAAAGAGGUAAGGGGUGGAAAUAAGUUUGAGAAAAAUCCAACAAAUGGAGGACUAACUAGGCUUUGUAGCUGA
Quercus robur (English oak) is the source of this 1014-nucleotide messenger RNA. RefSeq lists its product as uncharacterized. Lineage: Eukaryota; Viridiplantae; Streptophyta; Magnoliopsida; Fagales; Fagaceae. Gene Ontology annotation, biological process: meristem maintenance; meristem development. The record is from RefSeq and is a predicted model, not a curated record. The coding region runs from base 1 to 1014 and encodes 337 amino acids. The transcript has a single exon.